Anoplopoma fimbria (sablefish) is the source of this 1349-nucleotide messenger RNA. It is a transcript of the gene gatad1, whose product is annotated as GATA zinc finger domain containing 1. NCBI's taxonomy places the organism in Eukaryota, Metazoa, Chordata, Actinopteri, Perciformes, Anoplopomatidae. The record is from RefSeq and is a predicted model, not a curated record. Gene Ontology annotation, biological process: chromatin organization; regulation of DNA-templated transcription. Gene Ontology annotation, molecular function: sequence-specific DNA binding. Bases 300 to 1037 code for a protein of 245 amino acids. The transcript is spliced from 5 exons. Gene Ontology annotation, cellular component: nucleus.
AGAAAUAGUGGCGUUCGCAAUGGCGGUGAUUUUGCUGCAAAAUUAAACAGCUCAGGGUGCAAUUUGAUGCUGUCGUAGUUCUGGUAAUCAAUCUAAUGUCACAGCCAGACAUCUAGACUAUAUCUGCCGCCGAAAAGGAUUUAUCUUUGUCUUUGUUUGUGCCAUUUGAAGCAGCCCCUGCAGUGUGUUAUGGUGAUGCACAGUUAGCAGCAGCUGAACGAGCAGCCAUCAUCGCAUUGUUGAGCACUGUGGUAACGUGAAUGUAUUCCCUCCCUGGCUUCGUUGACUGAUCACUAACGAUGCCGCUGGGUUUGAAACCGUGCUGUGCUGUUUGCAAGACGAACUCUUCCUCGAUGUGGAAGAAAGGGAACCAAGGAGAGGUCCUCUGCAACAACUGCACAGGGAAGAGCUGCAGCGGCGGAGCAUCAGGACCCACCAUGUCCUCCAUCACACUGCCCAGCAAUGGCGGGGGAAAGCAGUCCAAGCAGGAGAUCCACAGGAGGUCUGCACGGCUUAGAAGCACCAAAUACAAAGCUCCUGCAUCUGAGAAGAAGGUAUCUACAAAAGGAAAGGGGAGAAGACACAUAUUCAAACUGAAAAAUCCAAUCAAAGCACCAGAAUCUGUUGCAACAAUCAUCACAUCAGAAUCAGUAUUUUAUAAGGGUGUAUACUACCAGACGGGAGAUGUGAUCAAGGUGACAGAUGAGGAAGACGGGAAGCCGUACUAUGCUCAGAUUCGAGGGUUCGUGCAGGACCAGUACUGUGAAAAGAGUGCUGCACUGACCUGGUUAAUCCCCACACAGGCUAGCCCAAAGGACCUGUUUGAUCCUGGGACAUACAUUGUUGGUCCAGAGGAGGAUCUGCCCAGAAAGAUGGAGUACCUGGAGUUUGUGUGUCACGCCCCCUCUGAAUAUUUCAAGUCACGGAGCUCUCCGUUCCCCACCAUUCCCAUCAGACCAGAAAAAGGAUACAUCUGGACCCACAUAGGACCGGCACCAGCCCUCACUGUCAAAGAGUCUGUCAGUGGCAGCAGUUAACACAGACCUGAUAUGGACUUGAGUCUGUUGCUUUUAAACAGACGUAUGUACAUUUAUGUAAUAUAAUGAAAACAAAAAAGUGGUUAACCACGGCCAUUACUUCAGAUACCAGUUGUUAUUUUAAACAAGUUGUUUAUAUAUUACUUUUGUAUGUAGUUAUAAACAAAAAGCUCUUCUUCACCAUCACUUUGUCCGUGAUUGUUUCAGAAAAUGGUACUUAUUCAUUGAUUGAGUUGCUGUGUGGGCAAUAGACUUUUCUGUUUUUUUAUUUUCCCUUUUGUGAAUUGUAAACUGAAAAUAUAACUUAAUAAU